Molecule: messenger RNA, 2118 nt
Organism: Trematosphaeria pertusa
Lineage: Eukaryota; Fungi; Ascomycota; Dothideomycetes; Pleosporales; Trematosphaeriaceae
Exons: 6
Coding region: 1-2118 (705 amino acids)
Biological process (GO): regulation of DNA-templated transcription
Molecular function (GO): DNA-binding transcription factor activity, RNA polymerase II-specific; zinc ion binding
Source: RefSeq, a predicted model, not a curated record
AUGGAUGAUGAUGGUUCUGGUACACUCAGGGGCCAGCGUGCCCGGCUCACGUGCACCGAGUGUCAUCGUCGCAAAAUCAAAUGCGAUAAGAACAUUCCUUGCGGCACUUGCAUCAAAAGAGGAAUGGGCGAUUUGUGCGGUCGCGAAGAGAAUGCAGUGGCGACAGCUACACCGGCGCGCCUGCCUAGCGAAUCAGCGGCUACGAAUGACGCCGUCCAGACGCUGCUGCGUCGUGUAACGCAGCUCGAAGCCAGGCUACAGCAGAACCAUCAUUCCAGUUUGAAUCAGACCCCUGAACGCACUCGAGAUCGCUCGGGCCGACCAGUAACUCCCGCAGAUAGAACAGUGGAAGAAACCGGCUCCCCUGCGGACGUAAAUGACGGCGAUGCAGCUACUGUGCUUGAGUUCUUAGCCUGGGGCCGCAGGAAGGAUGUCGACUUUGCGAACGCUCCCGAACAUGAAAGCGGCCCCAGGCGACAUAACUUUGGCCAGGAAGACAGUGCGCCUGCCACCAACAUCCUCACAGGGAGCACUAGAGGAGUGCAGCUAGACAUGUUAGAGGCGCUGCUCCCGAGCAGAGAUCACAUCACCCUCCUGGUUGAGUACCACAGCAAUUCUCUCCUCUGGUAUCAUGGAUCAUACUCUUCCAAAAUUUUCUCAAAUGAUCUCAACACGUUCUUUUCUGAACACGGAGGAGAUAUUUGGCAUGAAGAGCUCAACCUCCAAUGGUUAGCACUGCUCUUUGCUAUCAUGACCGGGAGCAUGACUUGCGCGUCUCGAGCUACAUAUCGCGCAUGGGGCUUCUCCAAUUCAGAAAAACCGACUUUAUCCCUUCGAUGGUAUGAGGCGACGAUUACAUGCCUGAAUAUGGCUAGGUACAUCGAGGUUCACACUAUCUACUCCGUACAAGCGAUUGCGACUUUGACCAUCUCCGCUCACAUCUUGGGCUAUUCGAAUAGCCAGUCGGUUCUCCUCGCCUCAGCAGGGCGGAUAGCACAAAGCUUGGGCUUACACAGGCUCGGAUCCGAGCCAGUAUCAACACCUCCUGCCCAGCUUCGCAAGCGCGAAGCCGGUAGGCGCGUUUUCACCCAACUAUGUACUCAAGACUGGUUCAGUAUUCCUUUUUCGGAAUCCUAUGCGCUCAAUCCUAGUUUCAUCCGCACAGCCAAACCGCUGAACUGCAACGACGAUGACAUGAAAGUCCAGCCUCAGUCGACACCCACCCAGGCGAGCUACUGCAACUACCUCUACGAUAUUGCGGCCCUCAUGCCGCAGUUGCUCGAUGCCAUGGCCCAUUGCAACACCUUGCUCACCAAGUAUGAGCAGGUGUUGAAGUACGACGACAAGAUGCGGAAGCUUGCGACGGCAUACAUGCCGACCUUCUUGUUGGCGAAUGCCCCUGUCGCUGCUGAGUGGCCGAUAUAUGUGAGCUGGGCACGCCGGUCGUUGACGAUAUGUGCCGCACACAAAAUUAUCAUGAUACAUCGCAAGUUUGUCGGGCUGUCUUUCACCAACACAGCAUUCUCGUUCACUCGCCGCACUUGUCUUGCCGCUUCCAAGACAAUCCUUAAGGAGGCAUUUGCGGCGAUCGACGAAAACGGACCGGUUUUGUGGAUAGACCAAGCCUUCUCAGUGGCAGCCGGUAUCAUAUUGAGUCUGGAUGCUUUCCACAGGACACACGGCGAGAAAGAGUUCGAAGAGCAUAAGCAACUUGUCGCAGACACUAUUGAGUAUUUGAGAGAAUUCGAGCACAGUAAGAUCGCAUUGCGCGGCGUCAAGUUACUGUCGUUCCUGCAGCAGGAGCUCGACAGUUCCGGACCUAUCGAAUCAAGAAAGAGAUCCCGCCCUGCCGAAGUGAUCGGCUCUUCGCAACCGAGAAAAAGGGUGCGGGCCUUCAAUGUCCAGACGUUCAUCAGGGAUGUCUCCGAGAAUCUCUGCGUCACUACGCCUGCUGCAAGAUUGGAUACUGAGCAGUCCAGUGAUACCGUCGAUAGCGCAUGGGAUGCAUUCAUGGACCUUCUUCCGCCACAAACCGGAUUUGAUGGACAGUUCUUGGCCGACAUAUUUUCGCAGACCGUUUCAACUGAGUUAAAUCAUGUAUAUUUUACCGACAUGUGA